Molecule: messenger RNA, 1683 nt
Organism: Oreochromis aureus
Lineage: Eukaryota; Metazoa; Chordata; Actinopteri; Cichliformes; Cichlidae
Gene: npb
Product: neuropeptide B
Exons: 2
Coding region: 121-513 (130 amino acids)
Biological process (GO): G protein-coupled receptor signaling pathway; feeding behavior
Molecular function (GO): G protein-coupled receptor binding
Source: RefSeq, a predicted model, not a curated record
CACGAUAACGUCGCCCAGUCAGCCUAUAUAAGCAGCAGAAAGUUUCCUGAACACCAAGCAAAACAAACGCACCGCUGACGAGAAAAGUCCUGCGUAAAACGUGCCAAGACGGUUCCAGACAUGGAGAAGUCAGUCAGGUUCGCUGUGGUGUGCGUUGGAGUGUCUCUGCUCAUCUCCUGCUAUUCAGUCGAAGCCUGGUACAAGCAGACCACCGGUCCCAGUUACUACUCGGUUGGUCGCGCCUCGGGUUUGCUGUCCGGUAUCAGGAGGUCACCGUACGUCCGGAGAUCCGACUCCGAGGAGACGCUGAUGGAGAGCGGAGAGACAGUCGGUAACAACGUAAUCCCGGAUAGUUCCAGGCAGAUCUCCAUCCUCAAAAGCAUGGCCAUCUGCGUGAAGGACAUCUCUCCAAACCUGAAGAGCUGCGAGCUGAUGCGGGACGGGACGGGCACCUUCCAGUGCAAGGCGGACGUCUUCCUCACCCUGGACUCCCUGGACUGCCUGUCCGCGUGAGUCUCGAUCGGACUCGUCCUCCGCAGACUCCCGGGAGCACUGCUGUGGAAACCGGAAAAAAGGAAAGAAGUAACGAGGAUGCAUGAGUGUGAGGGUUUGGUGGCAACUCCCGGGAAAGACGCACAAAUUGUCAAUCACGGACCGCUGCAGACUCUGAAUGUUCUCUAAUUUAACCCCCCAACACUGUUCAGUUUUGCUUUGGUUGCGUAGACAUGUGUGUAAAAGAAAAAACAAGAAAUAAAUCUGUGUGGGAGAUGUUAGCUGAAGCCAUUUUCUUCCCAAAUGAUUUCUCAUCUUAAGUGUUUGAACCCUGACAUUUACCUAUGUUGCCAAACUGUAUUAAAUAUACGAGAAGUCCACUGCAGAGCAGAUUUACUGUAAAGUACUUUUAUUUAUUUUAUCUAUUAAAAUGAACAAACACUGGUAACCUGCUGUGUGGUCUAACUGUGUCAUUAAAUCUUCAACUGCACAGGGGACACAUAAGUGAUCCAGCACGGGAUUAUUUGAAUCUUAUCCAUUUGCAUGAUUUCCUUUGAGUUGGCAGCAUAACAUUUAUUUUAUACUCCAGAUUCAGUACAAACCAUAAAGUAAGUCUCAGGACGUAACACUUAAUGAACUGAAAACAUGAAAAAUAAUUCAGAAAAAGAAACAAAGAAUGAAAAACACAUCUCAUACAUGCGUAUGAAGCAUUUAUAUUACAGCACAGCAAAACAACUUCAUCAGGCACUUGGGGGUGUUUUUUCUCACCGUUUUUCUUUUUUAGUAUCCAUAUCAAACUGCAUCAGUCAUUACCAUAUCUUGUUUAUUACUGGAGUCAGUAGCACAGGGGAGCCCUGGAAACAAACUCCAGCUCAGCUAAUUGCAAACAAAUCACAUAUAGGAGGCUUCAUCCUGGCUGAAAAACACAACAAAACUGGGUUCGUGUGUAAUACUGGAACGAUAAUUCUCAUUGGUGAUGGGAUGACUUUUUUUUCAGACUUUUCACUUUUCACUAAAUUCUAAUAAGUUUCCCCAUAUCAGUGUGACUGGUAGGAAUCAGAAGACAGAGGGGAUGUGCACGGAUUAAAAUGUGGGUGUUUUUAGCUCAGGAUGUCAAGUCAACACACACUGGUGUGUUUUUAAAGUGAUUACCGCCUCAUUAAAAAAAACAAGCAUGACGCACAGCAGAGA